AUGGCUCCGCUCCGAAGAUGGAAACCAAGAUACGGCCGCUACAAGAAGGCAGAUCUCGUCAGAUUUGCAAGAGAGCGUAACCUCACGGUCCCCUCGAGUAAGCCAGGCGAGGCUCCCAGCUAUUCAGACUACAAGAAAGCGCUCGGGGCUGCUGACCGCGAUGCCACCUUUCGCUUCCUCGACCUUCCUCCAGAACUGCGCACUCUCAUCUACGACGAUCUGCUCAUCCUCAACAAUUCUUACACCUGCUUCCCACAAAUUCUGAGGACUUGCAGGCAAAUCAAGAACGAAGCUACGAAUACGCUGUACGGCCACAAUCUCAUCGACAUCAAGAUCUGGCCGGACGGUAUUCGUGCGCACGGACAGCGCUGCGGCAAGUAUAGACAUACUGCUGCUGAUCUCACACUUUCCGACACAAGCCGAAUCCAGUGGCCUGACUUCCUCCACCAAGCUCAGUUCGUCCGGGUCUCGCUAGCGUGGGGCGUCUGGCGCAAUGUUCACACACACCCGCCAACCACGCUAUCAGAGCUCUCCAAGCGGAUCUUCAUCAGCAGCAUUGUCCUCUCACUCUGCGAAGCUCUGGCGAAGAAACACCGACUGCGAAGCAUACAAUUCGACUUUGACCGGGUAGCUCACAACGAGACUCAGCUACAUCAAAUGCUGUAUCCAGUACGUCUCUUGGGGGCUGGCGUCCAAGUGGCCACGCUCGCAGGACUACCUGUCAUUCUCUCACGAGAGGAACUCGACAUCGACUUCCUUGCUGCAAGUCCGUGGAAGAAAAUGCAGGUCAUUCGCAAAUGUCACCACGUGGCAAGUCGAGCCCUUUCCAUUAUGUAUGGUGGGCAGGGCGCACCUCUUGACAUGCUGCUCUUUGGCGCUCUUACCGCAGCGGACGUGCUGAAAUGGGCUGCGCGCGAUCCGUACCAUCUGCGAAAUGUACUGACUGCCAUCUUCGAGAAGGCUAUCGUCAGGUUGCGCUGUGUCAUCAAUGCGUCUGGUCCGUCCUUGGGUGCAGACUGGCGGAAUGAAGCGUUGCUGUAUGAGAUGUAUCAGCUCUCUCGGCUGGAUAUCGACUUGAAGGUUGGGAGGCUGGCAAUGUGA
Pseudocercospora fijiensis CIRAD86 is the source of this 1101-nucleotide messenger RNA. RefSeq lists its product as uncharacterized. NCBI's taxonomy places the organism in Eukaryota, Fungi, Ascomycota, Dothideomycetes, Mycosphaerellales, Mycosphaerellaceae. The record is from RefSeq and is a predicted model, not a curated record. The coding region runs from base 1 to 1101 and encodes 366 amino acids. The transcript is spliced from 3 exons.